UCCGGCCAGCUUCUAUUGCUUAUAAGAUGUUUCUUGUUCAUCAAUAACAUUAAAUUUAGUUGCCAAAGUAAAUUGAUUAAAUGUUGAACUGAAAAAAAAUCAUUUUACUGUUGGGCACAAGUUUAAGUGAAUGUCUUCAUGAUGGACACGAAUUUCUAUGACCUUGACACAAACAAUGGCCAGUGCGUUACUAUGGGAAACGGUCUAAUUAUUUCUGCUUUAACAGACUGUGAUGAAAGUUACCAGUGUGCCCUCUUAUCAAACUACGUGCGAUUAAACGGUACUCUGCUUAUCCAGGGCAAUGGUAACCAAAUUACCGGGCUACACUUUCGCACUGUCCAAGAUGCAUAUGGAAAGACCUAUAUGAUUCACAGAGGUGUUUUAAGAGUGGAAGGAGGCUCUUACUCUAUUCCUGGUUUUAGCGUCAAUACAUUUUAUGGCGGUUUAAAUACGACCUUUUUCAUGCACCAUGGCGGUGUCAAAGUGAUGGGGAAUGGAAACAGUAUUAACGGAGUUGUCUUACUUGACAACGAGGAUGCUGGCGCAAUACAAAAUAUUGGCUUUAAACUCAUGGGAAACUGGAAUCAAGUCAUGGGCUUGAAACUUUACGACAAUUACAAUGUCCACAAGGAACCUCAAAUUCUCGUCGAUGUUAUGGGCAAUAAUAACUCUCUGGACACUUUAAAGAUUUUCAAGAACCCUCAGGCCAUCACAAAGACUUAUGUUCAGCUCAGUGACAUAGUCAACAUAUACGGAGUGGGAAACACGACUCGUGGUGUGAUAACUGGCUUAAACCCUAAUGUUUGUUCUGCAACUGUAGUUUCCAGAGAUCCUGCCCGGAAGCGAACGAACGCCGAACUAAUAGAGAAAAUCAUACCAAUGGGGUUUGAGAAAGAAAAAGUUGAGGACUUUUUAGCAAAACGCAAUUCAUUUGGUGAAAAUAAUGUUACUAGUGAGGAAGAAUUAGUCAAUGCUCUUCUCGAUAGGGAUACGAGUCAGUGGGAAAAUCAGAUGCCUUUAGUCAAACAAGAUAAUCAAUAUGGUAAUUUAGGGGUAGCAGACGAGCCAUUGUCUGUCAUACUUGAGAAAGCCUUAGCGCUAGGUUUUGAGCAAGAGAAAGUCGAGGAGCUUUUUAACAAGCGCAUCUCUAGAGGUCAAAGUCAUUUCAAAAGUGGGGAAGCAUUGGUUAACGCAAUGCUUGAGAUUGAUGAGACACCUCCCAAGAAUCCUAUUAAAAGUGAUGAGCUCGUAAUGGAACAACAAGAAACGCGUUCUUCUAAAGAAGUAAACCCAGUGAAACUAGAGCCUCUGCGUGGUGAUGAGACUAGUGGGGAAAACGUAGUCAGUGCGAGCCCUGAGAAUGAAACCGAUCGUCUCUUGAACCAAAUGUCUCGUAAUGAAACAGCCCCACCUGAAAUGGUUAAUGAAAUCUCUGAGCUUGGGCCAGACAAGAACAUGCCUGAUCUCUCCAAUAAUUAUAGACCAGACCUCCAAAUGGAGACCACGAAUGCAGACUAUCCAAUGAUCGACAAUAACGAAGAGUCCUUAAAUCAGAUAAUUAUCGCUCAGACAGCGAAUCCCAACAUUGCAAUCGAUACCUCGACAGCAAGUCAUAGUAACCCCGAAGAACAUCCAAGUGAGAUUAUAACAGGUGAAACUCAAAGAGAACAUCCCGCCUGUUUCACUUCAACAGAAGUGACUCCAAGCACACUGAACCCAUGUCUUAGACUUGAGCAGGAACUGAAGAUGUUGAAAGCACAGCGUCUUUGCAAAGUGUGCAGGGCUACAGAGGCUUGCAUCACGUUUGUUCCUUGUGGACAUUUAGUGGCAUGCUGGGACUGCUGCUUCAGUGUUGGACGCUGCCCAACGUGUCUGUCAUGCAUUGAUAACAUUGUUCGAACUUAUAUUUGUUAAUAAAGACAUACAAAUGUAUAUUUAGAAUGAAUUAUAAAAAAUUGUUUCAGGAUAAUAUCAUUACAUGAGCUGAUACAGAUAUAGUAAACAUAAAUAUUAUCUAUUAGAAUACAUCUAUUUUAAACAGGGCUUACGUUUCUAU
This is a messenger RNA of Biomphalaria glabrata, 2056 nucleotides long. RefSeq lists its product as uncharacterized. Gene Ontology annotation, molecular function: cysteine-type endopeptidase inhibitor activity involved in apoptotic process; ubiquitin protein ligase activity. Gene Ontology annotation, cellular component: spindle microtubule; nucleus; cytoplasm. The transcript is spliced from 10 exons. Lineage: Eukaryota; Metazoa; Mollusca; Gastropoda; Planorbidae. The coding region runs from base 139 to 1914 and encodes 591 amino acids. Gene Ontology annotation, biological process: negative regulation of apoptotic process; positive regulation of protein ubiquitination; regulation of cell cycle. The record is from RefSeq and is a predicted model, not a curated record.